This is a messenger RNA of Mitosporidium daphniae, 1014 nucleotides long. RefSeq lists its product as uncharacterized. Gene Ontology annotation, molecular function: RNA polymerase II cis-regulatory region sequence-specific DNA binding; RNA polymerase III type 3 promoter sequence-specific DNA binding; bent DNA binding. Gene Ontology annotation, cellular component: snRNA-activating protein complex. The record is from RefSeq and is a predicted model, not a curated record. NCBI's taxonomy places the organism in Eukaryota, Fungi, Microsporidia. Gene Ontology annotation, biological process: snRNA transcription by RNA polymerase II; snRNA transcription by RNA polymerase III. Bases 1 to 1014 code for a protein of 337 amino acids. The transcript has 2 exons.
AUGCAUAUGCUGCAGCCAAUAAUCGCAAAGUAUUCCUCGGCUUCAAAUAUUGAUCCCGAAUCGAACACUGAUACCGCAUGCAACCAGUUGGUGGCUGACGAGGGGGAUGCGUCCGCGGAUGGCACCUCUGAUUACCAGCAUAUCUUAGCAGCGUCUGUAGAUGAUCCUGCUCAGCAGAGCAACCUGACUCCGGGAUCUGAUCUUUUAAUCUUUGCCUCUUUAUGGCAAUCUGUAAUUUCAUGUCCACAUGAAAUGUGCUCCGAUAGCACUCAUAAAAAAGACUCCUUUGUUUGUCCAAAAGUAGCGCAAGAGGUUAUUCUUACAAACAAGAAUUCGCUUUUCGAGUUUAAAACCCAAAUUUAUUGUUAUGGCAAUUCGAUAUACGAAGAUGCUGCCAAAACGAUUGUCGACCCGGAAAGUAGUUUGGUUCCGCUAAACCUUCCAAAAGACCCAAACGAUACGUCAGGAGUUAAAUUUACAAAGCUCCCAUCUUUUUUCUUUAUCGAAGACACCUUCUUUAUCGACUACACGUGCAAUGACUCUAGCUGUUCAGACCCUGUUUCUUCGAUCAUUGCAUGGCUAAAAAAUCGGCAAAAGAUGUCUGAUUCAAAAUUUUACAUACCCCCGGGCUCGCCUCCUCAAAACUUGACAGUUAAGGACAUGUCUUCCAUUUGCUUUGAGAAUAUUUCAUUCCAGUUAGACAAAUUGUAUCUAUUUUUCCACAAUGGGAACUGCGAACAUCUUUUUACGUUUAAUGAGCUCAGACUUGUGCAUCAAUACCAUUUAUCAAAGACAAGAUCAUAUCCCUAUUCUCUCUUCUAUCAAAAAAUUAAACGCAGAAAAUGUAGGCUUUGUGAGGUAUACUUUGCCAAAUACAUAACGUUCAACGACCUGCUGGCUCCUGAAGUUCCUUGCUUUUGGUGUGAGCGAUGCUAUUUGGACUUUCACAUCGAUCCAACAACCAAACAGGAAUAUUACACUGAUUUCAAACUAUAUAGAUACAUUCAAGAAUGA